CGGCCCUUAUAGUUCCGGUUGUGGCGCCCAGGCGGAAAGUUGAAGCGGACGGACUGUGGCCGGCGAUGGGCUUGGGCAUUUCACUAUUUGUAGCUUGUUGUCUGCAUUCUGACUGGGCUCGCUUGGAUUCUGUUCACCAUGCCAACAGUGGUGGUGAUGGCCGUGUCCCUCUCCAUGACUUGGCCUGUGUCAGUCGAGGGGUCUGAGGAAUACCAGCGGAAGCACCUUGCAGCCCAUGGGUUGACAAUGCUGUUUGAGCACAUGGCCACAAACUACAAGCUUGAAUUCACAGCAUUAGUGGUUUUCUCAUCGCUUUGGGAGCUGAUGGUCCCCUUCACAAGAGAUUAUAACACCCUGCAGGAAGCACUGAGUAACAUGGACGAUUACGACAAGACAUGCCUAGAGUCCGCACUGGUUGGUGUCUGUAACAUUGUUCAGCAAGAAUGGGGCGGUCCGAUCCCUUGCCAGGUCGUUCUGGUGACGGACGGCUGUCUCGACAUUGGUAGAGGGUCCCUGCGACAUUCCCUAGCGACACACAAUCAAAGGAGCGACAGCAACAGGUUCCCGCUGCCUUUCCCUUUCCCGUCUAAGUUAUACAUCAUGUGCAUGGCAAACCUGGAAGAGCUUCAGAGCACCGAUUCCCUGGAAUGCCUUGAACGUCUCAUAGACCUCAACAACGGUGAAGGGCAAAUUUUUACUAUUGAUGGCCCCCUGUGCUUGAAAAACGUGCAGUCUAUGUUUGGAAAGCUGAUAGACCUGGCAUAUACGCCUUUCCAUGCUGUGUUCAAGUGUGGCCACCUGACCGCUGACGUCCAGGUCUUCCCCAGGCCAGAGCCAUUCAUUGUAGAUGAAGAAAUCGAUCCUAUCCCAAAAGUCAUUAACACAGUGUGCCAAUGAGUCAGGCCUGACCCUGAAUGUGCCAUGCAAUGUAUGAAGCCCUGAGGCAGGCCUGCUGGACAUGCUGGUGAUGAACCUGGUCCCUGCCUACCAGAGAGGCGAUCUCUUCUAUGUUGGAAACUUCCUCCACAAUUAUAGACAGUGGGGGGCAAUGGAGCAAGUGCUGGCUAUUGUGUUCAAAAAGUACAGAUUCCCGGGCGCUAACUCCGAGGAAGAUGAACAAGUAAAGAAUGAGAAUAUUGGAGAAUUAUCUAUCAGAAGCUUCUAGACGUGGGUGGUGAAGAUCAGCCUGCUUGCAGGAGUCUCCUCCUGCUUCCCACCAUCAGCCUUUGUUGCAUCUUCACCGUGUGGAUGGACUGUUAUCCUGCUGAUUUCCGAGAGCCCCAGAACCGACACCCGGUGAAAGAACUGACCCACUAUGCCAUGCUCUGCAUGCCCUCCUCGGACCUGCUCCUCCACCUCCACAUUCUCCUGAAUGAGCUGGAGGAGACCAGGAAGAAUGAGACCAAGAAACAGAGGAAGAAGUCCCUGUGUGGUCACCUCAGAGCUUGCUUUGGCCACCAUAGAGCAGCUUCUCCUGACCUCCCAAGAAAGAAGCCCUCGGUGAUGUCAGGGAUGGUGAUGGAUGGAGAUCUGGAGCCCUCGCUGGACUCCACAAAGCAUGUGCAUGUAGAGGGGUUGGAUGCAUUUGCAGUGAGGCCCCAACGGGUUGUGAGUCCUGUGGAUAUGCCACUGGUUCUGAACCCCAUAUGUGACAGAGCUGCACCUGUAGGGACCCCAAAGAAAGAAGAAGGUAAUAGUGAUUGUCUUCCUGUGACUUUCACAGGCGGCCCAGAUCAGCUCAAAAAGGGUCAAAUCAGCACUCCUCCUGGUGUGCUGGAGGGAGUAGCACACGUGUGGAUGAUGGAAAAUGUCCCCAGUGUGUGUUCAGAGGAACCAAUGAGUGAGGUCCAAACGUUAGAUGCAGCUCAGGAAAGUAAAUCUGUCCUCACAGAACAUCAGGACAAAUCUGUCCUGCUGCAGGAGAGCCAAUCUCCAACUGAGAAAUUAGAAUCUGCCUCUCUCUCAACUCCAGGAACAAAUCCUAUCUUUCAUGAGGAGGUAGAUCCCUUGGAGGAUUCUGAGGUAGAAUUUAUGUCUGAAGGCAACUUAGAAGCCGGCCUAGACUUAGAGCUUCCCUCCCCUCUCCCUGGCGAUAUCUCUCUUUUCUUUUUGUCCUGAUUGUUGUAAAAUGUUCAUUCUUUUUAUUCUUCUGAAUUCAUUAAGAUGUAUGUUUAUGUUGUACAAUUUAUAGAUCCUAAAUACUGUGGGUUUUUUAAUGUACAUUCUGAUGUCCCAGACACAUGUGUCCUGAGUAAGGGCAAAAGACAGAGUGACCUGGAGCUGUUCAAGAGCACUAACUGGCUAUAGAGGGAAGUGUUCAGUGCACUGUGAGGGGCAAGGAACCCAGCCCAUGCCUGCAUGGGGUGAUCAGGCCACUACUAAAGCUCUAGGACAUAGCAAACCAGAUGUCCUUGAAAGUUGUUCUGUCACACUAAAUGUACUAAAUGGGGGACUUUCUUCCAUUAGUGAAGUCAAGUCAGUACGCACCCCUAUUUUGCUCUGGGCAAAUAUGUAAGAACAUUUCACCUCAAAAUAACAUCAAAAAGCUACUUUGAGGGAAAAGUAUUUGACAAAAUACAUGGGAAAUAGGUAAAAGCCAACAUCAAUAAAAGAAAGAAAACUUAGUCAGAGGGACAAAGACAUGCCAGGUGUCCUGGCCCAUCUCAAUAAUUCUAGUUUCAAGAGUGCUCUAUACUUCCUCAGGAUGGAGCUUCAAAUCAGCCCCUGUAGAAAAAUCUGAAAGACUUAUCCAAUGAGCCAGCAAAAGUCAAGAAGUCCUAGCAUGGCUGAAGUUACAUGUUUUAGAAUGGAACAAAAAGUAAGGAAGAGCUCAAUGUCCUGAGUUCAAAUUCCACUACUGGCACAAAAGAUGAAGACAUCUAGACAUGAAAUGUGGGCAAUGGUAGCUUUAAACCAUGGAACCAG
Dipodomys spectabilis (banner-tailed kangaroo rat) is the source of this 2925-nucleotide messenger RNA. Its product is annotated as integrator complex subunit 14-like. Lineage: Eukaryota; Metazoa; Chordata; Mammalia; Rodentia; Heteromyidae. Bases 139 to 897 code for a protein of 252 amino acids. The transcript has 11 exons. Gene Ontology annotation, cellular component: integrator complex. Gene Ontology annotation, biological process: snRNA 3'-end processing. The record is from RefSeq and is a predicted model, not a curated record.